AUGAAACUCACCUCCAUAUCCUUCCUGCUUUACUUAAUAUCGACGGUUGUUGCCCUACCACUCAAUAUCAAUGGCGGAAAAUAUUCCCCGGUAAUUGUUGUUGAUGAUGGAAGUAAGUUCUGGUGUAAUGUCUUUUUCUUCUCCGCCAGAGGCUGAUUUCGUCUAGAAAUGACUUUCACUGCAUCGUUAGGAAUGCCGGCACAGGCUCUCAAGUCGCUUGGUAUAUUUGGGAAGAAUCCAGAUUUGGCAAAUCGUUUAGGGGACAACCCAUACGCAAAACUCUCGCCUGAGUUAACCACAUUGCUUCGAACGCAGCCGCGACCGCGACCGCCUCCGCGGCCCAAGGGCAUCGACAACCUCGACGGCAAGGGCCAGCAAUCGGAUUUGGAUUUUCGGCCUCUUUCAUGA
Molecule: messenger RNA, 408 nt
Organism: Hymenoscyphus albidus
Lineage: Eukaryota; Fungi; Ascomycota; Leotiomycetes; Helotiales; Helotiaceae
Source: the annotation of a GenBank genome assembly